This is a messenger RNA of Nematolebias whitei (Rio pearlfish), 1278 nucleotides long. RefSeq names its product septin 2 (gene septin2). Gene Ontology annotation, biological process: cell division; cytoskeleton-dependent cytokinesis; regulation of exocytosis. Gene Ontology annotation, molecular function: GTP binding; molecular adaptor activity; GTPase activity. Gene Ontology annotation, cellular component: septin complex; synaptic vesicle; septin ring. The record is from RefSeq and is a predicted model, not a curated record. Lineage: Eukaryota; Metazoa; Chordata; Actinopteri; Cyprinodontiformes; Rivulidae.
GUCGCUGCUGUGGUCUGAAGGAAGCCGCUGCACCGGAAUCUGAAGAAUUUGACGUGUUUGUCCGCCAAGUUUACUUGUCCUCGACAGCUCGUCUUUCCUCCCCUGUACCUCCAUCUACUCCAUCUUUUUUCUGCGAACAGAGCUAAAGGAGAGGAAACAUGUCUCAGGCUGACAAAAUGAAGCAGGGACAGUUCACCAACCCUGAGACGCCAGGUUAUGUUGGGUUCGCCAACCUUCCCAAUCAGGUUCACCGCAAGUCUGUGAAGAAAGGUUUUGAGUUCACCCUCAUGGUUGUUGGUGAAUCUGGACUGGGAAAAUCCACUUUGAUCAACAGCCUCUUCCUGACUGACCUUUACCCGGAGCGAGUCAUCCCUGGGGCAGCAGAGAAGAUCGAGAGGACGGUUCAGAUUGAAGCAUCAACCGUAGAAAUCGAGGAGAGAGGAGUGAAGCUUCGCCUCACGGUUGUAGAUACGCCAGGAUAUGGAGACGCCAUCAACAGCCAAGACUGUUUCAGCACCAUCAUCAGUUACAUCGAUGACCAGUUCGAGCGCUACCUCCACGAUGAAAGCGGCCUAAAUCGUAGACACAUUGUGGACAACAGAGUUCACUGCUGUUUCUAUUUUAUCUCCCCUCUUGGCCACGGCCUGAAACCUCUCGAUGUUCAAUUCAUGAAGGCCAUUCACAACAAGGUCAACGUGGUUCCAGUCAUCGCCAAGGCCGACACACUCACCCUGAGAGAGAGGGAGAGGCUGAAGCGCAGGAUUCUUGAUGAGAUCGACGAGCAAGGAAUCAAGAUCUAUCACCUUCCUGAUGCAGAGUCAGAUGAAGAUGAAGACUUCAAAGAGCAGACCAGAAUCCUCAAGGCUAGCAUCCCGUUUGCUGUGGUGGGAUCCAACCAGCAGAUUGAAGCCAAAGGAAAGAAGGUGAGGGGUCGUCUGUACCCGUGGGGCGUGGUGGAAGUGGAGAACCCAGAACACAAUGACUUCCUCAAGCUGCGGACCAUGCUGAUAACCCACAUGCAGGAUCUACAGGAAGUAACCCAGGACCUGCACUACGAGAACUUCCGCUCAGACCGCCUCAAACGGGGUGGCAGGUUGUCAUCCCAUGGUUACAUUCUGCCUCUGUCUCCUGCGAAAGGACCGGAGCCGGAGGAAAUGGACAAGGACAUUAUUCUGCAGGAGAAGGAGGCUGAGCUGAGACGAAUGCAGGAGAUGAUCGCCAAGAUGCAGGCCCAGAUGCAGAACCGAGAAGGAGAUGGAGACGUGUGAGAAGACUUUG